GAUUUUUAAAUACAAAUUCAUUAAACAAGAUAAAUGGAAAUUAUUGUAUUGUAUGGACACAUCAACAGAAGAACUAAAAGUGUCGAACUAGACACACUUUUAUCUUAUGUGUUGAACAUACUAAUCAAUAUUAAUAUAAUAGAGAGCUAUUUUCGAAAAUCAUUGGAAGAACAAGAAAUUAGCAUCGGAAUUCGAUUAUGAUAAGAUGACGUCAUCAAAUAGUGUGCACAUUUUGUUUGUGCUUGCGGUUGCAAGAGUGGUUCCCGGUCAAAUAUACAACGCCGAUUGUGACGAAAAUACUGUUAAAUUACGAGCCGGAUAUAAAGAGCACCCGACAGACUGUAGCAAAUAUAUCCGGUGCCUUCUUAACGAAGAGGGCCAAUAUGCUGGCAAAGUGAGAGCAUGUGGAUAUGGGACAUAUUGGAACCAAACAUUUUUGACAUGUAUCUUAGCAAAAGACACUGUCUGCAAACAUGAUGUAUGUUAUCAACAGCCGGACGGAAACCGAAGAAAACUGCAUGGUAAUUGUAGAGGUUUCUACGAGUGCCAGGGAAAUUCGUCUAAACCAAGAUGUUGUCCUCUUGGACAAUAUUUUCAUGACAGUCUCGUAUGUAUAAACAAUACGGUAGAUAUCGCGUGUAAUCAACGUUGCUCAGAGAACGUUCUGUACACACAUACAAAUGAUCCAUUUGGUGAAUCUAUCGGAGGUCCACUGACUCAACCGUCUCCUAGCCAAGGCGAAACAGGUUGGCGUGAGAAUUCGGGUAUCAAUAGGCAAACACCAGUAGACCGUACGGUUAAAAGCGAUGCCAAUUCAGAUACAGGCGACCUUAAUGUUAAACCUAUUGUCAGCAGUGUUAAAACGAACCAAGUUCAGACAUCAAUUUGUACGCCGAUAAUCCACCUGCCAUUUACGCUUGACGACAAAGAUCAGUCCGGCAACGCGUAUCAAAUUAUCAAUCACAAUGUAAUAGUUCAAAAUGGUAAGGCCAUUUUCAAUGGAAAAGAUAACUUUCUUAGCAUUCCGAUAUUCCCAAGCUUAAAUAUAACAACUAGUUUAGCGAUAAAGGUUAUCUACAGUUCCGACCAUGAAUCGAUCCCCAGGAAUCGUUUGAGGACAAUAUUCUCCAAUGACGGAUGCAACGAAGUGCCAAGCGUUUACAUGUAUGAGAAUUUGCAAUACAUUUUCGGUGGUGUCGGUACACAACCAGAUGCAGACAUGUCGGAAGACACACAAGUUCAACAACGUAAUCACCCUACAGGCCAGCAGAGUUCGACCAAAGACGUCAUGUACAUAUUCCAUGAUGGGGAAUUCACUCUUAUAAAUGGAAAUAGGUCCCAAUUUAUUACUGCGAAAGGAAAUCUCAACAAAAUAGCAUGUCCUCUGAGGAUUGGUUACGGUGCCGAUAUACUGCCUUUUAAAGGAGAAAUAGACGAAUUUACUGUUUAUAUGUGCCAAGAUGUUUAAUUGCUGCAUUGUUUGAUUGUUAGUUUUCUCGACAAACGCUUAAGUGCUUGGAUAGAGAUUGUGUCGUUCUUUUAAAAUGUACCAACAACAUUGUUGUUUAAUUCAUGUUCUUUUGAGAGGGCUUGAUCUUGAGUAUUCCUGUAGAUAGUAAAAUGUUGAAAUUGUGCAGUUUUGUGUUGUUGUGCAAUUUUUCUGGUUUGUGAUUGCUUGUUAUUGUGUUUUAUGUCUUUGUCAUUAAACGGGAUUGAUGUUUAAA
Messenger RNA from Mya arenaria, 1724 nucleotides. RefSeq names its product protein PIF-like. Lineage: Eukaryota; Metazoa; Mollusca; Bivalvia; Myida; Myidae. Gene Ontology annotation, cellular component: extracellular region. Gene Ontology annotation, molecular function: chitin binding. Bases 206 to 1468 code for a protein of 420 amino acids. The transcript is spliced from 2 exons. The record is from RefSeq and is a predicted model, not a curated record.